This is a messenger RNA of Drosophila montana, 447 nucleotides long. Its product is annotated as hepatoma-derived growth factor. The transcript has a single exon. The coding region runs from base 1 to 447 and encodes 148 amino acids. NCBI's taxonomy places the organism in Eukaryota, Metazoa, Arthropoda, Insecta, Diptera, Drosophilidae. The record is from RefSeq and is a predicted model, not a curated record.
AUGGGUCGCAAAGGCAAGAAGGAGCCGAAGCAACUGGGAGUAGGCGACUUUGUGUUUGCCAAGGUGCGCGGAUUUCGCGCCUGGCCAGCGCGUGUUCUCCAGGAAGACGGCAACAUGUUUCAAGUCUAUUUCUACGGCACUUGCAACAUCGCCAAAGUUGGCGUCACCCAGCUCUUUGAGUACGAGAAGUGCAAGACACGUUUGGGCGAGGUCAAGCAGAAGCAUUACGGCCUGUUUAGAGAGGCGAUGGUGCACGUGGAGCAGUCGCUGACCAAUCCAUCCGACGAUCAUGGCUAUUUCCAGGCAAAGGCCGACUUGGCCAGCGAUGAUGCGGAGCUCGAUGACGAAGAGCUGAUCUCUCCAACAAUCUCUCCACAAUUGGCAUUGAAAAAAAGAUUGGGCAGAACAAUUGUACCAUUUACACACAUAACCGGCGACUCGGAUUAG